Molecule: messenger RNA, 1743 nt
Organism: Nerophis lumbriciformis (worm pipefish)
Lineage: Eukaryota; Metazoa; Chordata; Actinopteri; Syngnathiformes; Syngnathidae
Gene: eva1ba
Product: eva-1 homolog Ba (C. elegans)
Source: RefSeq, a predicted model, not a curated record
GAGGAAGUUACCACCUCUUUCCCAGACUCACACACACUCGCAGUCUUUACGGGACCACAGCAGCAACAACCAUCUUGGCCGGCUUAUUUGUGAUGAAUGGUUUUUUUUCCACAGAUUUUGGAGGAAAGAUGUUUUUGCAGCCUGCCCGAAGCGCUCUGUGUGGAGCGAAGCGUUUGACUUGGACAUGAUUUGUUGUCACUACACACUGGGUGGCCACAUGAACUGUUUAUCCUGAGGACCAAAGAUCGCUCUAAUCGAGAGAGGGACAAAGACAGAGCCCGAUUGUUUCACAUCCAUUCUCCCCACCAUGAGCUGGGACUGAAGACCGGCUUCUCAGUUGAAAGUGCUUUGAAGAAAGCAAACGCCACCAUGGAUGUGAGGAAGAAAGAAAUGGACCUCCUGAGCAACAGCAUAGCUGCUUAUGCACACAUUAAAGCAAACCCGGAGACUUUCGGCCUUUACUUCGUGCUGGGCGUGUGUUUCGGCCUGGUGCUGACCCUCUGCCUGCUGGUCAUCCGCAUCUCCUGCAAGCCACGCGCCAAGCAGGCCUCGUCCGCUACAGCGCCCGAGAAGAAACCGCCGAAGGACGUCAGCGGCGAGGACGAGGAGGAGAGCGAGGAGGACGAGGACGAGGAGAGGUCUCAGGACGUGGAAGCGCCCACCCCGCUGCUCGCCACCGAGAUCCCCGUCUGCAACCACAGCAGCAACCACUCGGACGGCACGCUGAACGUCUUCACUUCGGCCGACGAGCUGGAGAGGGCGCAGCGGCUGGAGGAGCGGGAGAGGAUCAUACGGGAGAUCUGGAGGAACGGACAGCCGGACAUCCUGGGGUCGGGAACGGGGACCAUCGGAAGGGUGCAUUACUACUAAGUCACAUGACACUUGAAGGCCUGUGACCUUGCACUUGCUACGCUUCUAUACUGACCAGAACAACCAAGCCCUGUCUUAGAAGACUGGAGAGUGACUGGAGCUGAUGACACUUGAAGUUUUGGGUAUGGCGCUUAUUGUGUUAUGCUUGUGGUGAGUACAACAUGGAAGCAUUCAUAUGGAGAAUGUAUAGACCAGGGGUGGCCAUUACGUGGAUGGCGAGCUAGCGGUCGAUGGCGGAGGGUGUGUGUCAUUCACGGCACCUGAGGGUCUUGUGAGAUGACGCUGGCUGCUGCCAGAUCAUUAUUAAGAAAAAACGACCGACAGGAAGGCGAGAAACACUUUUUAUUUCAACAGACCUCUCGCGCCGUACCUGCCGUCAAAACUCUAAAGACUGACUGCACAGUUCCUGUCUUCACAAUAAAAGCGCUGCUUCGUCGUGCCUGCGCUAACAAAAUAAGAGUCUCAGAAAGCUACCGCACUCAAGCUAGCAAGCUACGGCAUCAAUCAAUCAAUCAAUCAAUCAAUCAAUCAAUGUUUACUUAUAUAGCCCUAAAUCACAAGUGUCUCAAAGGGCUGCACAAGCCACAACGACAUCCUCGGCUCAGAUCCCACAUCAGGGCAAGGAAAAACUCAACCCAAUGGGAUGACAAUCACAAACCUUGGAGGGGACCGCAGAUGUGGGGACCCCCCCUGGGCGACCGGUGCAAUGGACGUCAAGUGGAUCUAGCAUAAUAUUGUGAAAGUCCAGUCCAUAGUGGAUAUAACAUAAUAGUGAGAGUCCAGUCCAUAGUGGAUUUAACAUAAUAGUGAGAGUCCAGUCCAUAGUGGAUCUAACAUAAUAGUGAGAGUUCAGUCCAUAGUGGAUCUAACAUA